AUGCAAGAAGACGCGCAAAUGGCGUCGUUGGAAGAGCUCUUCGAGUUCAUCGACUGCUGUGUAUGCCCCGACGUUUUCUCCGACAGCAUCGACACCACCACACCGCCCACGAAGCCGAAGCGUAGACGGAAACGAACGGGCUGGAGCUCAUCGACCGGACUUCAACGACGCAAGCGAGCUGAGCUGCAAUUCUUGCGAGAGCACGUCCAUGACCUCGAAGAGUACGCGGAAAGGCUUCAGAAUCGAGCUGGGCUGCCGAGAGAGAGCGAAGAGAAAGAUGCACUAACUUGCGACUGGCAGGCAAUGGCUGCAAUCGAGUAUGCGGAGCGACAAAAAGCGGAGGAGCUCAACCGGACUCUCAAAAGGAUCAUGGACAAGCAGCUGCAGGUUAGCGAGGCAUUUAGGCUGAUGGCGGGCCAGAACGCGCUAGUUUGA
Molecule: messenger RNA, 435 nt
Organism: Phytophthora infestans T30-4
Lineage: Eukaryota; Oomycota; Peronosporomycetes; Peronosporales; Peronosporaceae
Exons: 2
Coding region: 1-435 (144 amino acids)
Source: RefSeq, a predicted model, not a curated record